AUGCCUGCUUCUAAGAAUACGAAGAGUAUAUCAAGGCAAGAGCUUUGGCGGAAAAAAGUGCUUGGUCCUUAUUACGGGAAUGAAACUCAACAAACAAAGCAAAAUUAUUUUCACAAUCAUUAUUUUGAUUUCCAUAAAACACCCGAUGAACCUACUAGUCUUAGUAUUUACGCUGGUUACUUGGAGCUUAUGUUACAGCAAAAACAUAUAUCAGUACGUUUAAGUCAUAGUGACAAAACUAAAUUACUUUGUAUUGUAGCGGAAAUGUCUAGGGGCGAACAAGAGAAUUUGAAACAACAAGCAAGUAAAUUGUUAGAACAAUUGCAAGUUUUACCGUUCCGAAAGAUCAAGUUUUCUUCAAAGUUGUUUUAUGACCAAGAUGACCUGGCUUUGAAUGACUUCAAGGUUUAUCUUGUCGAUGAAUUUCAUACCUCAAGUUUCUGUCCCAAUUACGAAAACAGACUAGAGAAGUUUAAGCUCAUUGCUAAUCCAAGACCAUUUCAGCGCGAAAAAAUGCCUACUGUAUUCUGCCAUGGUUUACUUCAUUGUGAAAAUAUACAUUGUUUAAAUGAACACGAAUAUAAAAGAAGAAUAUGGAAUCGAGAUCUGGUGGCAACACUAAACUUUAAAAAGAUAUUGACAAGCCUUAGAAAUAAUGGCGAGAAACAUCUUUUGUUUUCACGUCAAAAACAACAACAACAAUUCUGA
This is a messenger RNA of Cokeromyces recurvatus, 708 nucleotides long. RefSeq lists its product as uncharacterized. NCBI's taxonomy places the organism in Eukaryota, Fungi, Mucoromycota, Mucoromycetes, Mucorales, Mucoraceae. The transcript is spliced from 5 exons. The coding region runs from base 1 to 708 and encodes 235 amino acids. The record is from RefSeq and is a predicted model, not a curated record.